AUAUGAGUAAUUUGUGUUAUCGAGUCAUCAUUUCUUUACUUAAAGCUGGUGAUGUUUCAUAUGUUUAUGCACCUCAUGGAAGAUGGCGAAAAACACUACCCAAGAGCAGUUAAGUGACGCGGGUUUCUUUGAAGGGGCCGAAAAGGUCCUUAAAAUUUGGUUUAGCGCUAAUGAUGAUGAGAACAAAAAGGAUGAUGGACAUAAAUGCGACUUGCGUCUAAUUCCACGAUUUGAGUUGGAUUAUGUUCUUCAAAUAAUAAAGGCUUCUAUUGUGAGCUACAUAAGCAAUGAAUACAUAGAUUCCUAUGUAUUAAGUGAGAGCAGUAUGUUUAUUUCGCAGAACAGAAUCAUUCUAAAGACAUGCGGAAUUACAGAAUUGUUGUACGCAAUGAAACCUCUUCUCGAUUUAGCAAAAAAGUAUGCGAAUAUGAUUGAUGUUAAGAAUAUCUUUUACUCGCGGCGAGAAUUUUUACAACCAGACAUGCAACAAGGAAUUCACAAAUCAUUUGACGAUGAGGCAAAUUUUUUAAAAAACAUCUUUCCCGAUGGAACUUCCCACGUGUUCGGGAAAGAAGAGUCAGACAGAUGGUACUUGUUUUCAAUGAACCAUUCAAAAUCAGGAUCACCGUUGACGGAUGUCACCUUAGAGAUACUGAUGUCUGACAUGUGUGAAAGAACAAUGACACAUUUCACUGAAUCCAGUUAUGGCAAUUCUGAUGAAUUGAUGCUGAACACAGGGAUUUCUUCGCUUUUUCCUGGUUCCAUGCAUGAUGGUGUGAUUUUUGAUCCUGUUGGAUACUCGGUGAACGGUUUAUUAGACAAGUUUUACUACACUAUUCAUGUGACGCCACAGCCAGACUGUUCUUAUGUUAGCUUUGAAACAAACAUACAAAACGAGAACUAUUAUGAACUUAUAGCGAAGUUGGCAGCCAUUUUCAAACCAGGGAAGUUUAUUGUGACUCUAUUCUCGAAUAGAGAGGUAAUCUGUGGUACGGCGAAAAAGGCGUUGAGUCCGAUAGUUCUACGGAAUUAUUUGUGCAAUCAUGAAAAUUUUAAACAACUAAAUACAUAUUCAAUCGAAUACAGACUCUACACAAAAGAUGAACUACUAAAAGAGCUUAAUACUGAAGUGUAAUAUGUUCAUAGAAUUUUGACAAAUAGAAGUUUAUGUAUAUUUAUAAACUGGAUUUUUUAAAGAAUAACGAAUUAUAUUUAUUAAUAUAAUUAUAUUUAUUAAUUAAAUACAUUUUUUGUCUAUUUGAAAA
This is a messenger RNA of Hydractinia symbiolongicarpus, 1265 nucleotides long. Its product is annotated as S-adenosylmethionine decarboxylase proenzyme-like. Gene Ontology annotation, cellular component: cytosol. NCBI's taxonomy places the organism in Eukaryota, Metazoa, Cnidaria, Hydrozoa, Anthoathecata, Hydractiniidae. The transcript has 9 exons. The record is from RefSeq and is a predicted model, not a curated record. Gene Ontology annotation, molecular function: adenosylmethionine decarboxylase activity. The coding region runs from base 83 to 1135 and encodes 350 amino acids. Gene Ontology annotation, biological process: spermidine biosynthetic process; spermine biosynthetic process.